Molecule: messenger RNA, 8744 nt
Organism: Bubalus bubalis (water buffalo)
Lineage: Eukaryota; Metazoa; Chordata; Mammalia; Artiodactyla; Bovidae
Gene: PCDH10
Product: protocadherin 10
Exons: 6
Coding region: 942-4097 (1051 amino acids)
Biological process (GO): homophilic cell-cell adhesion
Cellular component (GO): plasma membrane
Molecular function (GO): calcium ion binding
Source: RefSeq, a predicted model, not a curated record
UCGGUGGGUGGUGCUCCUCGGCGAUUGGUUGGCAGAAUGAGGGCGCUGCGCAAAAACAGAGAAGCGGAGCGCUCGGAGCUCAGAAACUGCCAGCCGAGAUCGCAGGCUUAGGGCUGAGGCAGGAGGAGGAGGGAGGAACUGAAAAGCAGAGAGACAGGUUAGAGGAAAGAAGAGGCUUGGGAAGGAAACAGCAAAAAAGAAACUGCUCCUCACAGUUACUGAGAGGCAAACGACGGUGGAGAUGAGGACAGAAAGAGGCAAGACUAUGACAGCCAAAACAGACAAAUAGAGCGAAAGAGGAAAAAAUGCCAAGAACAUCCAUCCGGAGAAAUGAAGAGAAUGAAAGUUUUAUGCUGCAGAGCCAUUCUAUGCUUUUCCGGCACAAAAUUCCCUCGCUGUUUUUAAGCCCUUUUGCAUUUGCCAGCCGUUGACAGUAAGAGGCAUGUUCAGCGGUGCCAACAGCAUCUCCUCUUCCUUCUCCUCUUCCUCUUCAUCUUCCUCCUCCUCCUUCUCCUUUUCCUCCUCCUUCUUCUCCUCCCAUCAGCGAGAAGACAAACCGAGGACAGUCUUGAAAUACCGAAAUUUCCUCCUUGGGAUUUGCCAGCGCCGCGUUGCGCCAAGACUGUCGGAAUAAAGGACGCUGACUAUUGUAUUAUUAUUUUAUUAAUUGGUCAGUGAGAAGAUUACAGAUGAGGAAAGGGGACGCCUGUCACCCUUCCUGUUCUAAGAUUUAAAAAUGAGGUUGAAUUGGGGGAAACCCUAAAAUGAAGCAAAAGAAAUAAGAUUUGUAAGGACAGAAAGCCACAGGAGCCCCCCCCCCCCCCCCACAGCGCACUUUUAUUUGUAUUUUUUAUUUGAGAUUUUUUUUUUUUCCCGUGGUGGUGGGGGAGGUGAUUGGGUGGCUGACUGGCUGCGGGAAGCUGCUUCCUUUCCGUUUGGAGAUGAUUGUGCUAUUAUUCUUUGCCUUGCUCUGGAUGGUGGAAGGAGUCUUUUCCCAGCUUCACUACACGGUGCAGGAGGAGCAGGAACAUGGCACUUUCGUGGGGAAUAUCGCUGAAGAUCUGGGCUUGGACAUUACAAAACUUUCGGCUCGCGGCUUUCAAACGGCUCCCAACUCUCGGACCCCUUACUUGGACCUCAACCUGGAGACCGGGGUGUUGUACGUGAAUGAGAAGAUUGACCGCGAGCAAAUCUGCAAGCAGAGCCCCUCCUGCGUCCUGCACCUGGAGGUCUUCCUGGAGAACCCCUUGGAGCUGUUCCGGGUGGAGAUCGAGGUGCUGGACAUCAACGACAAUCCCCCCUCCUUCCCGGAGCCGGACCUGACCGUAGAGAUCUCUGAGAGCGCCACGCCGGGCACCCGCUUCCCCUUGGAGAGCGCAUUCGACCCAGACGUGGGUACCAACUCCUUGCGCGACUACGAGAUCACCCCUAACAGCUACUUCUCCCUGGACGUGCAGACCCAGGGGGAUGGCAACCGAUUCGCCGAGCUGGUGCUGGAGAAGCCUCUGGACCGAGAGCAGCAAGCGGUGCACCGCUACGUGCUGACCGCGGUGGACGGGGGAGGAGGGGGAGGCGGAGAAGGAGGAGGAGGCGGCGGCGGGGGAGGGGGCCUGCUCCCCCAGCAGCAGCGCACCGGCACGGCCCUACUCACCAUCCGAGUGCUGGACUCAAACGACAAUGUGCCCGCCUUCGACCAACCCGUCUACACUGUGUCCCUACCAGAGAACUCGCCGCCUGGUACGCUCGUGAUCCAGCUUAACGCCACAGACCCAGAUGAGGGCCAGAAUGGAGAGGUCGUGUACUCCUUCAGUAGCCACAUUUCGCCCCGGGCACGCGAGCUCUUCGGACUCUCCCCUCGCACCGGCCGGUUGGAGGUGAGCGGCGAGCUGGACUACGAAGAGAGCCCGGUGUACCAAGUGUACGUUCAAGCCAAGGACCUGGGCCCCAACGCCGUGCCUGCGCACUGCAAGGUGAUAGUGAGGGUGCUGGAUGCUAACGACAACGCGCCGGAGAUCAGCUUCAGCACCGUGAAGGAGGCGGUGAGCGAGGGCGCGGCGCCCGGCACGGUGGUGGCCUUGUUCAGCGUAACCGACCGCGACUCAGAGGAGAAUGGGCAGGUGCAGUGCGAGCUGCUGGGGGAUGUGCCGUUCCGCCUCAAGUCUUCCUUCAAGAACUACUAUACCAUCGUGACCGAGGCCCCUCUGGACCGAGAGGCGGGGGACUCCUACACCCUGACCGUGGUGGCUCGCGACCGGGGCGAGCCUGCACUCUCCACCAGUAAGUCCAUCCAGGUGCAAGUGUCAGAUGUGAACGACAACGCACCGCGCUUCAGCCAGCCGGUCUACGACGUGUAUGUGACCGAAAACAACGUGCCAGGCGCCUACAUCUACGCGGUGAGCGCCACAGACCGUGAUGAGGGCGCCAACGCCCAGCUAGCCUACUCUAUCCUGGAGUGCCAGAUCCAGGGCAUGAGCGUCUUCACUUACGUGUCCAUCAACUCCGAGAACGGCUACCUGUAUGCCCUGCGCUCCUUCGACUAUGAACAGCUCAAGGACUUCAGCUUCCAAGUGGAAGCGCGGGACGCCGGUAGCCCCCAGGCACUGGCUGGCAACGCCACGGUCAACAUCCUCAUCGUGGAUCAGAACGACAACGCUCCUGCCAUCGUAGCCCCCCUUCCGGGGCGCAACGGGACUCCGGCGCGCGAGGUGCUGCCCCGCUCGGCUGAACCCGGUUACCUGCUGACCCGCGUGGCCGCGGUGGACGCAGAUGACGGCGAGAACGCCCGGCUCACCUACAGCAUUGUGAGGGGUAACGAAAUGAACCUCUUCCGCAUGGAUUGGCGCACCGGGGAGCUCCGUACAGCGCGCCGGGUGCCAGCCAAGCGCGACCCCCAGCGGCCUUACGAACUGGUGAUCGAGGUGCGCGACCACGGGCAACCUCCCCUGUCCUCCACCGCCACCUUGGUGGUGCAGCUGGUGGAUGGCGCUGUAGAGCCCCAGGGCGGGGGAGGGGGCGGGGGCGGGGGGUCAGGAGAGCACCAGCGCCCCAGCCGCUCCGGCGGCGGGGAGACGUCGCUAGACCUCACCCUUAUCCUCAUCAUCGCGCUGGGCUCGGUAUCCUUCAUCUUCCUUCUGGCCAUGAUCGUGCUUGCCGUGCGUUGCCAGAAAGAGAAAAAGCUGAAUAUUUACACGUGUCUGGCCAGCGACUGCUGCCUCUGCUGCUGCUGUGGCAGCGGGGGGUCGACCUGCUGUGGCCGCCAAGCCCGGGCGCGCAAGAAGAAACUCAGCAAGUCGGACAUCAUGCUGGUUCAAAGCUCCAACGUACCCAGUAACCCGGCCCAGGUGCCGGUGGAGGAGUCCGGGAGCUUUGGCUCCCAUCACCACAACCAGAAUUACUGCUACCAGGUCUGCCUGACCCCCGAGUCCGCCAAAACCGACCUGAUGUUCCUUAAGCCCUGCAGCCCAUCGCGGAGUACGGACACUGAGCACAACCCCUGCGGGGCCAUAGUCACCGGUUACACAGACCAGCAGCCCGACAUCAUCUCCAACGGAAGCAUUUUGUCCAACGAGACUAAACACCAGAGAGCAGAGCUCAGCUAUCUAGUUGACAGACCUCGCCGAGUUAACAGUUCUGCAUUCCAGGAAGCCGACAUAGUAAGCUCUAAGGACAGUGGUCAUGGAGACAGUGAACAGGGAGAUAGUGAUCAUGACGCCACCAACCGCGGCCAGUCAGCUGGAAAAAAAUAUGACUUAUCAUCAUUAGAAAUUACAGGUAUGGAUCUCUUCUCCAACUGCACCGAGGAAUGUAAAGCACUUGGCCACUCAGAUCGGUGCUGGAUGCCCUCCUUUGUCCCUUCUGAUGGACGCCAGGCUGCUGAUUAUCGUAGCAAUCUGCAUGUUCCUGGCAUGGACUCUGUUCCAGACACUGAAGUGUUUGAAACUCCAGAAGCCCAGCCCGGGGCGGAGAGGUCCUUCUCCACCUUCGGCAAAGAGAAGGCCCUUCACAGCACCCUGGAGAGGAAGGAGCUGGAUGGACUGCUGUCUAAUACACGAGCGCCUUACAAACCACCAUAUUUGACACGGAAAAGGAUAUGCUAGUCAAUUCUACAGGACUUACCUGAAGCAGCAUGAUUUGCACAAAGUCGACCAACAAAAGCAUCAACUUUUCAACUUCAUUUAUCUUGGCCAUCCAGUUAGUUGUGUGUAACUGAGUAUUAGAUUGCCGGCAGAGUAUCAUGGCCAAUUAUAGGACCUAAUUGCUCUCAGCAGGCCUGAGAAAUGAGUUGAAAUGUGCAGAACUGUAGAAACUUUAGGCAACUGAUUUUGCCUCUCCGAUCAGUGUGUGCCUGUUUACAGCACUAUAUAUCUUUUCUCUCCAAAUGUCACUGAGCCCUUUAGAUGUUUAUAUUCACCACGAGAAGCCAGUCAUAAAGAUAAAGGAAAUUUGUGCAUUAUAAAUGCAAUAUCACUGUUUUAAACUUGACUGUUUUAUAUUAUUUUUGUGUGAUCAAGUGUUCCCCAAACUAUUCCAACUUUACAAGAGAGAUUGUGAUUAUGUUCUUUUCACCUGUGGGUUAUAAAAAAUGUUGUAUUCUGAAGACCCACAAAAUAUCAAAGACAUUCUGUAGUUUAUACACCGUGUUGCAAAGUGUUUACUGUACUAUUUCAAAGCUUCUAAAUAAAUAUAAAAUAUAUAUAUUAUAUUAUAUAAUUUUCCUAAAAUGUGGUACAACUCAGUUGGUUUUUAAAUGGAUUCAUACAAUCCGCAUCAUAUAAUAAAAUAAAAGGUAAUUCAGGGUCCCAAAGAUAAACAUACGAAGGAAAAGAAAAUCAUUAAUAGUUUCCUCCCAGUUUUCAUAUCUUUUUCAGCCCUGUUUUUCCUUGUUUAAAAAAAAAUGAAGCUCCAAGCUACAAAAUUUUGUCAAGAACUCGUACUGAAUUUUCAAUGCCAAAGAUAUAGCUGUCGAUGUUAUCAAAAGAGCACUGAACAUGUACUCUCAAAAUAUCUAACAAUCUAGAUAAUCUCAAUUCUACUUCUAUGGCUUUGAAUUUAGAAUCAUUUAAAGCUUUUAUAAAGAAUCUAUACAUUUACCUGUAUUUGUUGUUAGCAAAAAAAAAAAAAAAAGCACUGGUGUCUGUACAUUUUGUGGUGUAAAAUAUGUAGCUGAAAAUUACUAUUUUAAAUGGAGUCCUCAAUCAUACAACUCACAUAGGAUUUUAUUUUGCAUAGUUUUGCAUAGCUUCAUGACUUCUAAUAACACAUGCUACACAUAUAAAAUCUAUAACUCUAUAUGAAUAUAUAGAGAUACAUAAAUAGUUAAACUGGUAAAGAAUACCUAUAAGAUAUAAAGGAUCUCUAAAUUUAAAACAAAUAAAUUUGGUAUAGAAACGUGGUACAUUACUGUUUCAGCAUUAUCUUAUGUGUGAGAAUUAUAGUUUAAAUGUAGUCAUUAUUUUAUUAAAGAGAAAAUUCUUCAUGAGUCAGCCUUGAAAAGUGAAGUUUUCCUUUUAUGUUUAUGUUAACAAGUUGAUUAUUAAAUUUAGUAAUCUGCAUUUUCCUCUUUUACAUAUAUUCCUUUUAUUAUACUGCUGUUUAUUGCUUGUUAAAGUACGAAUAAGAAAGGGAAAAUCAGAAGAUGUGAGAUAACCCUCUAAGCAAAAACCAGCUUUGUCACAGUUCUUCUCUAAAAAACUCCUUCAACAUUAUAUCUAAAUACUUUCCCAACCCAAAUUGCAGACUGAUUCUGAAAUAUUUUCCUUAAUUUUAACUGAUCACAUGUUCAAUGAUAGUUUGAGCCAGACUGUUAUUAAAGAACAGACUAAACUUGACACAUAACAAAUGUCUUCCACUUAAUUUUGUGUCAUUUGAAUGGGGAUAUUUUCCUAGAUUUAUCAAUAAAAUGCAUAUAAAUAUGCAUAUAUAUUCCUAGGUCAUUGCUGUGCAUAUUUGAGUGAUAUCUUGGUAUCACUUAUUUGUCUUAUCAAAAUAGAUAUUAGUAUGUCACAAUCCCAAUCAAUUUAUGUAACAAAAUAAUCUAUGUAAUGUUCCAGGCUUUGGGGGACCUUUUAAAAAUAUUUGAAGCUAAUCCAUCACAUAUGACACAAAAAGCACACACUUUCACUAGAGGCAGCAGUAAAAUAUUCUCAAAACUUUUGCAUUACUACGUUAAUAUUUUGGAUGAUAGACUAUUUUAGUAAGAAACUAUAUGUUUUUAAAUAAUUUAACUGGACAAAAAGUCUGUUCAUUGUAAUUGCUUUUUAAACAAGAAAAUUAUUUUCUUGUUGAAUCACUCUGCUUUAAUUAAAACAUUUCACUCACAAUUUUACAAAUAUGGGGGGAAGCCCACAUCCAUCAGACUUAUUACAUGCAUUGAAAAUAUGUUAUACUCUAAGAGUUAUACUAAUUUGUCUGACCAAAACUUUAUUUAAUCAUUUAGUCUUUCAUAUCAUUGAAUAUAAUCCCCCUUGAAUCAACUUCUCAUAUCAUAUGUUUGUCUGUUUUUUUAAUAUAUUGUAGUAAACACAUACUAAUUUGCAUUUUAGUUCUUAAAUUUUAUGAUCUUCUAAAACAACAAAUUUUUUGCCUAAUCUGUGAUACAACUAGAAUGAUUUAAACAUGAAAUAUUAAGUGAUUAGUUAUUAAUCUAUUCAUUGCAACCAGCAUAAAUCUGAAGUUACAACACAGUAAGCUUAUGACUUUAUUAAAUUGGCCAAAAUGUUAGCUACCAGUGAGGGGGAUUUUAAGAUGGAAAGAUUCAACCAACCAAUAAUGAAGCUUUCCAAAUGAACAUUUACUAGGUUUGUAUGAAAAGAAAAUUUAGAAUAAGUUUUCUAUUUAAUCUAGCCAUCCUUAUAUCCAAUCUUCCAUAAUUUUAUACAUAUCAAUGCAAAACAAUAUCCAAAUUAUUAGACAAUAUUUCAUCAAUGAAUUAUUUCAGAAAAGAAUAAUCAUGACAUUUACUCCUUGUUAACAUGGUUAGUUUUAGAGUAGUAAAAAGUCGAUAUUUUCCUGUGGAAACAGUGUCUUGAUGUUUCAAAGGUAUGUCAAAUGACAAUUUUUAGAAAUAUUUCAUCCAUAUAUAAAAUUCUAAUUUUUAACUUGUGAACAUAAUUUUGUGAAAUCAUUUUAAAUAAGAUAUUUAAAUAUUGCAUCAGAAUUACUUUACAGAUAUAAGACGUCUGUAUCAUUACAAGCAUAUCAUCUAUCUUAGUAAAUACUAAGGAGAUAUGAAUAUUUAUUUUAUGAAGAUAUUAAAUGCAAUGCCUUUAUCAAACAUUGCAAAUUAAGUGCUACAGUAGAAGGUUUAAAUAUUUUAAUUAUUUUUUCUUAAUAGUGUUAUAAUUUGCUGUCAGAUCUUUUGUAAUAUAGAAACCCUCCUGCAUCUCCAGUAAGAGGAAGAAAGAAAAUCCUUACAGUUUUUGACAUAAACUUCAAUAGCUGUGCAUUAAUUGUACCAUUUAACUUCCAAAAGUUAUUUACUGGAGUAAAGUUCAUCUUUAAUAUAAUUAUUCAGUCAGAAUGUUGCAAGUGUUCAGCAAGAUAAAAUAAUUCAUGUCACUGACUGAUAAUAGUACUGUUAUUUGUCAUUGCAUGUGGGUUUUUUUCCUCCCCUUUACAUUUCUGUGUGUGUUUAAUAUCCAAGGAAUUCAAAAAUACUGAAAACAUUGAUAUACUUGAUAAUUUUUCUGAAAAUCUUAUAUUUUUCAUAUUGCAAUUUCUUAGGUUAUCUUUUUCAACUCAAAUUUUGUAGUGGUAAAGGCUUUGCACUUAACAUCCUUUUUAUGUUCCUUUUCAACAAGGAAAAACAGAAAAUUACAAAAUUCCAUAUUUUUUAUGCCAUGGAGUAGUAAUAUUACUUUAUAUAUUGUUAGCAUUUCAAGGAAUAUCCCUCAAACAAAACAACAAAACCCUAAGACAGUAAUUUGAGAAACUACUGUUAGGUAUUUUUAUUUUCUUCUGAAACUUGGCAUAGGUUUUAGAUUACAGCGUUCUAUGAGAAUGGGUGGUGGUUGUUGUUUGUUGUUUAGUCACUAAGUUGUGUCCAACUCUUUGCGACCCCAGGGACUGUAGCCUGCUAGGCUCCUCUGUCCGUGGGAUUUCCCAGGCAAGAAUACUGGGGUGGGUUGCCGUUUCCUUCUCCAGGGGAUCUUCCUGACCCAGGGACUGAACCUAAGUCGCCUGCAUUUUCAGGCGGGUUCUUUACCACUGAGCUACCAGGGCAGUCUGUGGGUUGCUGGGUGCCGCCAGAGUAUUGCAGGCAAUAAUAUGACUAAAAUUCUAAUACCUUUAGUGUGCAUGCAUGUAUUUCUAACCACUGCUAUUUUUAAGUAUUUGUUAAAUUAGAAAAAUGGCUUUUAUUUCUUGAAAACUUGUCACAUGCUUAAUUUGAAGUUUUACACUCGAGAUGUUUUUGAGUUGCAUGAGAAUAAUGCAUUAAUAAUGCAAAAAAAAUUAAAUUUUCACAUGAGACUCAAAAAUUUCUGAGUGACAGAACUCAGACUUCCAAUACAUUCAUACAUGCUGGAGCUGAAAGUAAGCAGGGAAUUUCAGCUCUAAACACAUUUUUGAGACAUUUAUCUGUGAGUGAAAACAGGGUAUUAUAACAAAAGAUGAGUUUAAAUCUUAACUAUAGUGUUUGUUACUGUGAAUGCUAUAAUAAUACAUAAGUAAAAUGAGUGUAAAUGUAAUAUAUUAUUUUAUACUGCUGUAUACAUAUGAAAUAAAUAAAACUAGGAUACAUAUUA